CCAUCAUACGUGUUUCUGCGAAUCACACAAGACCCCGUCCCAGGCAACGCACGACACGAGCACUCGCAAUUGAGGCUCGUUCCAUAUACGACUGAGGCUUCCACGAGGAUCAACUACCCUGCGUCUGUGUCAGCCAGUGGCGCAACCGGGGUAAUACUCACAACAACGCCGCUUCCAAGUCGCGCACGUCGAGCUUGCCUUGUACACCCACAACACCAACAACAAAUAUUCCUACCAUGACCGACUACGCGCAAUACCAACAGCCCCACCAUGGGCACGCGCCCGGGCACAUUCAGCCCUAUGGCGGCGCUCAGAACCCAGCUGCUGGGAACCCAUCGAUAACGUCACCCACACAACAGCAACAGAUGCACUCGUAUCAACAAACAUCGCCAAUCCUCCCAUCGCAGGGAUACGGCCAAGCCGGCGCGCAACACCAGCAACACCCCCAGCAAAUGAGCUACGCACAGCAAGGCUACAUGCCUGGCAUGCCCCAAGCGUACGGCAUGUCGCCAACACAAGCGGCAGCCAUGGCCACAGCUGCUGCUGCAGGUCCGGCGGGAGCAUAUGGAUAUGAUCAGAAUACGAUGCAUGGACAGCUUGCGCAAGAUCCCAGAGCAUCUCCGCGCAUGUCGGGAGGACAAUUGAAGCAAGACGGACGCGCCGCUCCGCGAUCGCCUACUGCUGUAUCAGCUGGUAUGGCUGGACCUCUUGCAUCCCAAGUCCAAAUGACACCCGGUCAGAUGCAACAACGCAGAAUGAGCACCCAGAUCAGCAGUCCUGCGAUGCAGCAACCUCAGCCCGUGAUGAGUCACGUAGGACCUCGUUCGUCUAUUUCCGUUCCACCCCAGAUGUCGGCGCCACCCCAACAUCAACAGUCGCCCGAGCUUGUAGCUGGAGCGCAGGCCGAGGAAGCCCCGCUCUACGUCAACGCCAAACAGUUUCACCGAAUCCUGAAGCGCCGUCUUGCAAGACAGAAGCUGGAGGAUGCCCUCCGUCUCACAUCAAAGGGCCGCAAGCCGUACCUGCACGAGUCAAGACACAACCAUGCCAUGCGCCGCCCGCGUGGACCUGGUGGUCGAUUCUUGACUGCCGAAGAAGUUGCUGCUAUGGAUGCUCAAGGCAAGGAUGGCGAGACCGACAACAAAGAGAACAACGCUGCGCCACCGGCGCCCAAAGCUAGGAGCGGUGGCCCCAAGCGCAAGGCUUCUCAAACUCAGCUGAAGGCCGGUCCACCCAAGAAGACCAAGGCCCAGCAGAGCAUCAGCGAGGAAGACGAGGAGGACGAGGACGAUGAUCUGGAGGAUGACGGUUGAAUACCUCAGCUCUCCAAACCCGAAUCACUUCGUGGAUCCUUCAACCUCUAAACCUUUUAAUCUCGACUUUUACACUUCUCAACACCCACCUUCUUGACGAUUUACGACAGCGAGUCUUUCGGGUCAA
Messenger RNA from Macroventuria anomochaeta, 1440 nucleotides. RefSeq lists its product as uncharacterized. The record is from RefSeq and is a predicted model, not a curated record. The coding region runs from base 237 to 1313 and encodes 358 amino acids. Gene Ontology annotation, cellular component: CCAAT-binding factor complex. The transcript has a single exon. Gene Ontology annotation, biological process: regulation of transcription by RNA polymerase II. NCBI's taxonomy places the organism in Eukaryota, Fungi, Ascomycota, Dothideomycetes, Pleosporales, Didymellaceae. Gene Ontology annotation, molecular function: RNA polymerase II cis-regulatory region sequence-specific DNA binding; DNA-binding transcription factor activity, RNA polymerase II-specific.